AUGGCUUCCGAAAUACCCGUGGCACCAUCGAAGAUCUCAACGGGAAAACAAGGCCGUGUCGAGCUGCAGCCGCCUUCCCAUGCAUGGAUCUCUUGGUGCAUCCUCUUCGCUUACCUCGCUGUUUUUUUUGAGGGCGUCGCCCUCCUGGUGAACGACCACUACGGCCCCGAAAUUUUGCCACGUGUUAGCGCUGCGCAGUUCCACCUUUGCAGCAUCUAUGUGCUUGAGGUGGCGAUAGCCUUGGGCCCCGGCUGGUGUGCGAUGUCACCCGGCUGGACGUCUGGCGAGCUCAUUGCGCACCACGUGCCUUACACUUUUACGGUCAUGUUGUGUUUUGCUUUGAACCAGCAGCACAAGUGGACCUUGCCACUCGUGGUCGUUCUUCUCACGCCCUUGAACGAGGGCCUCUUCAUCGCCAAUAGCCUAGGAGCUCCAGGAUGGGUCGCCAAAGUCCGGCGCCUCUACGGAUUUUCUGUGAUUGUUCUUCUGAUUGGCAGCGAGAUCAGGACUUGGAUGAAAGUUAUGCAGCAGCACUGGGCCGACAGCGCCUUGCUGAUGCUGCUGCUCGACCAGUUGGUCUUGCCUGCGAUCUACUACCACUUCAAGCUGCUCUGCAUGUACGUCAGAAGGUGGAGGAAGACUCGCAGCCUUUAA
Messenger RNA from Symbiodinium natans, 654 nucleotides. The record is from the annotation of a GenBank genome assembly. Lineage: Eukaryota; Dinophyceae; Suessiales; Symbiodiniaceae.